This is a messenger RNA of Cydia splendana, 3365 nucleotides long. It is a transcript of the gene bon, whose product is annotated as E3 ubiquitin-protein ligase TRIM33. The record is from RefSeq and is a predicted model, not a curated record. Gene Ontology annotation, biological process: chromatin organization. The transcript has 20 exons. The coding region runs from base 356 to 3286 and encodes 976 amino acids. Gene Ontology annotation, molecular function: protein binding; chromatin binding; zinc ion binding. Lineage: Eukaryota; Metazoa; Arthropoda; Insecta; Lepidoptera; Tortricidae.
AGCUCUAUCUUGUCUAUUAGUAGUUAUGGUCGCGAUCGCAAGUCAAAUGGACGCAUGUACUUUUUGAAAAAGAUUUUGUUGAUAAACUUAGCAAUAAAGUUAUCGGUUUCUCAGGAAAAAUAAUACUGGGAGAGCUGAAUGCACAGGCGACUAACAAUAAUUAGUGGUAUGCUUCGCUGAGGGAUAAAGCCGCGUCCUCCGGAAGACUCAGUCGGCCACAUCUCGCAAUCACAUUAAGCGGUCAUUGCUGCGCUGCAGCCUGCGGAGCUCCAGGCGCUAGUGAAAGUCGGGCUCAUAUGGAGCCGUGGAGAAAAUGCGUUUAAAGUGAAAUCUGCGGUGAAGUGAAGUGUUUGGAAUGGAUAACGUAAACUUUGACGCGAGCGGCGAGGACAUCGAGCGGGCGCUCAUGGACCUGGGCCCGCUGCUCGGCGUCGCCAUCAAGGAAGAGGCGCCAGACGAGCUCGCCGCGUCCGCGGCGCCCGCUGCUCCGCCCAGCGUGAGUACCGACUGCUCGCCCCGCGACGCUCUCGUGGUGAGCGCGUGCGAUGGGGCCGAGGGCGAGCGGCCCGGCGCCGACUCCGGCGAGCGCGCGGACUCGUUGGCGUCCCCGCGCGCCGGCGCCGCGCUGUCCGCCUCGCGCUGCGCGCUCUGCGGCACGGCGCUGGCGCUCGCACACGGCACGCCCAAGCUCAUGGAGUGUCUGCACUCGGCGUGCGAGCCGUGCAUCAACGCCAAGAUCGAGGAGAAGCAGGCCUCGAGGGACUUCUGCGGUGGCGACCGCAUCACGGUGCAGUGCCCGGUGUGUCGCCUGCAGUGCCAGCCCGCCAACAUGAUCGACCAGCGCUUCGUGUUGGAGAAGAUGUCACUGCAGCAGCUGCGAGGAGCCGGAGCCCGCCAGCGCGACCAGCACUGCAGCAGCUGCGAGGAGCCGGAGCCCGCCACCAGCUACUGUACAGACUGCGCAGAGUUCAUCUGUGACAGCUGCGUGCAGGCCCACCAACGGUUAAAGAUCACAAAAGACCACACAAUCAAGAGCAAGGACGAGGCGAUACAAGAGCAGCAGGCGUCGCAGCCCGCCGCGCACGACAUGUUCUGCACGGAGCACCCGCAGGAACGGCUAAGCCUAUUCUGCGAGACGUGCGACCGGCUGACGUGCCGCGACUGUCAGCUGCAGCACCACCGCGACCACAAGUACCAGUUCAGCACGGAGAUGGCCCAGCAGGCUCGAGCGCACAUAGCGUCACUACUGUCCGAGGUGUCGUACAAGCGCGUGCUGCUCGGCUCCGCCAUGAAGGUGAUCCGCGAGAGGCAGGUGCUCAUCGCCGACAAGAAGAAGGCGCUAGUGCACGAGAUCACGCAGACCGUCGUCAAACUAACGAAUGCGAUAAACACGCGCGGCAAGCAGCUGGUACUGCGACUAAACGAGGUGUGCGACGGCAAGCAGCGCACGCUGAGCGAGAAGAAAGAUGCGUUGGAGCAGCUCGCCAAUAUCACCGACCACUGCGUGGAGUUCGUCAGCGCCGCGCUGCAGCAGGGCAGCGACACAGCAGUCCUAUACAGCAAGCGCGCUGUAUGUGCACACCUACAGCGCAUUAAAAGCCGGCGGGCUGACAUCCCCAACCCAGAGAUCCCUGUUCGCAUCGCACUGGCCUUAGACAAGCUACCCGAUCUCGUUAAAGUGCUGUCUUCGAUCGGGGCCAUAGUGGUGGACGGCAAGGUGGACGGCGGCGGCGCGGCGGCGCAGGGCCCCUACCACCCCCCUCCCCCUCCCGCGCAGCCCCCCCACCCCGCGCAGCCCCCCCACCCCCCGCAGCCCGCCACCGCCGCCGUCAGCGCCGCGCUGCACCACGCCGCCGCCAUGCACCAGCAGUCGUACGCGAAUGCGGGCAUGGGCGGCGUGGGAGCGGCGGGUGUGGGCGGCUACAUGUCCGCGCUGGCGGCGCUGCGCACCCGGCCGCACGGCCCGCACGCCGCGCAUGCGCUGCAGCAGCACACGCCGCUGCGGCACGCGCACGUCACCUCCACCACGCACCCGCACCACCUGCACGGUAUGAGCGAGCUGAAUUUACGCGGACUCCUGAAUCAAGGGUCGGGGCGUGGCGCGGCGCGCUCGCCCUUGCAGCCGCAUCCCGCUAUGCACCACUAUCAGCAGAUGAUGGGCGCGUACGCGAACAGCGCGUACGCGGCGGCGGGUGUGGGGGGUGUGGGGGGGGUGGGAGGGGGAGCGGGCGGGCGGCGCUCGGGCGGGCCGCGCACCCCCUCCCCCGCGCCGCACGCGCCGCACACCCCGCCGCAGGCCGCGCCGCAACCCGCCAAGUGGCACAUCCCGCAGCAGGGGCUCGUCAACGGUGGGUUCGACAUGUCGACAGGGCUGUGCUCGGGCUCGGGCUCGGGCCCGGGCGGCGCGGGCGCAGACUUCAAGAUCACGCUGGGGCGCGCGCGCGCCGCGCCGCCCGCCGUCACCUCCACCAACCCCAAGACUCCGAGCCCCAGUCUCAACGGUGGCGCCGGCGUAGAACUAGACAAAGUAUGCGCGGAGUCGGUGCAGGACUUGAUGGCCACUAUCGCCAAGCUGGACUCGAACGGCGUGCAGGUGCUGCCCGAGCAGCCCCGCGCCGAGCCCGCCGUGCACUCCUCUACCGACACCGCCGGUGGUACAGUAGCGCCGGCGACAGCAGCCCCCGCAGCAGCCACCAGCGGGGACCCCAACGAGGACUGGUGCGCCGUGUGCAUGGACGGCGGGGAGCUCAUGUGCUGCGACAAGUGCCCCAAGGUGUUCCACCAGUACUGCCACAUACCCACCAUCGAGAAGCUGCCCGACGAGACGGAGACAUGGCAGUGCCUGCUCUGCGUGAACUUCGCGGAGCUGGCCGAGGAGCCGCGCGCGCCCGGCGAGGCCAUCUCCCCGCGGGAACAGAAGCUCAUGGAGCGCGUCACGCUCGAGCUGUACUGCCAGUACGAGCCCAGCCUGCCCUUCCGCGAGCCCGUCUCCCAGCUCAACCACGACUACCACAGCAAGAUCUCGCGGCCGAUGUGCCUGGACAUGGUGCGCAUGAAGCUGCAGCCGCGCUCGCCGACGCGCUACGCGCACGUGGCGCACUUCGUGCAGGACGUGCGCCUCCUGUUCCGCAACGCCCGCCUCUACAACCCGCCGGAGUCGUCGAUCUACAAGGACGCGGUGCGGCUGGAGCAGUUCUUCGACGCGUCGCUGGAGAAGUGGCUGCCCGAGUACGCGUACUGGAGCGGCGAGGGCGAGCCGCCCGCCAAGCGCGCGCGCACAGACUGACUGCCCGCCGCGCCGGCGCCGCCCGCCGCCACCGUCGCCACCCCUCCACCCGCCACCCCCGCCACCCCUGCACCCGCCA